Molecule: messenger RNA, 695 nt
Organism: Arabidopsis arenosa
Lineage: Eukaryota; Viridiplantae; Streptophyta; Magnoliopsida; Brassicales; Brassicaceae
Source: the annotation of a GenBank genome assembly
CUGUUGAUUCUCGUCAAAUCGAUGGCUUUGUCAAAGCGUCUGGCUCUGUUAGCGGCUCGAUCGGCCCUUUCCGCCAGUAAGCCUCGAGGUCUUUACUCCUCCAACUGUCGUCGCACAUUUUCAACUGAAAAUGGGAACGAAGCUCAUGCGAAAUUAGGGCUUAAAGAUUCGAAAUUGUCAAAGUCUGAAUCUGAAACUAAAAUUUAUAAGAUAUAUCCUGAACCUCUACCCCGGGCAGAAGAAAAACUAGCCAAAAUCGACGAGAUGAGGGCUAAGUUCAAAGCGCUAAUGAGCAAGAUGGAAAAGGAUUCUGUGGCUUCUUCAGCUCGACUUAAAACUGCUUCAGAUAAAAUUCUCACAGUCGACUUGCCUAUAAUUCUCUGUAUGGCAAUAACCUGGACCGCCAUGAUUGCGCACGAGAUUCGUUUACUAAAAUCAAGACCCCAAACCGAGUCUGCAAGCCUUCAACCAGAUCAAGCUAAGACCAGUUGAGCUCUAGCCAUACCAUACUACGGCUCAUUGGUGUUUUGUGUUUUAUUUCUUAAAAUGAUCGUCUCUUGUCUUUUAUGUUCUUUCUAUUGGACUUUUAGUAACUAUUGGAUUAAUGUUUUUUUCUAGUUCAGUUGACACAGUAUGUUGCUCGUUUCUUUUAAAUGACUGAUAAGCUUUUAACACAAUAAACUCAAAGCAUAUUU